Galdieria sulphuraria is the source of this 1552-nucleotide messenger RNA. RefSeq lists its product as uncharacterized. Bases 3 to 1502 code for a protein of 499 amino acids. Gene Ontology annotation, cellular component: post-mRNA release spliceosomal complex. Gene Ontology annotation, biological process: mRNA splicing, via spliceosome. NCBI's taxonomy places the organism in Eukaryota, Rhodophyta, Bangiophyceae, Galdieriales, Galdieriaceae. The record is from RefSeq and is a predicted model, not a curated record. The transcript has 3 exons. Gene Ontology annotation, molecular function: RNA lariat debranching enzyme activator activity.
UUAUGGAAUUGACAAAGUUUCUAGUCUGUGGAGCUAUAAAGGAAGAAAGUGAGGCAGAAUUGUUUCUAUCACGAAUAUUAAGGGUGCAGGAAAAGCAAGGACCUUUCUCCUUUGUUCUGUGCUGUGGUUUCGACUUAAAACAACUUGUAAGUUUGACUACAGCGGCAGAAAAGAAGGAAGAGUUGUCCUUGGAGGUUUAUCUGGCUUCUCAACACAAAUGGGAUAGUGUACCGUUAAAGGAAUCUAUUCAGAAAAACGUUUAUACUCUCAGACCUUUCGAAGUUUUUGAGGUUUGUAGCUUUCGAAUAUCAUUCAUUCCUUGUGGCCUUUCACACGAUUGGAAUGCGUUCAACAGUUUUGUAGAAAGCUGUAUGCGUUCGCAAACUCAGUUAGAUAUUGCAAUCCUGGAUAUUUCUCUCGACAGACAAUCGCUGCAUCUUCAAGGGCAAUAUAGCGACUUAUCAAAAGGUUUGGCGCAGCUAAAGCCACGUUAUUCAUUCUGUUCGGUGGAGCCUUUUGAAUAUUUUGAAUAUGGCCCUUUUCUAUUUGAGGAUAGUUUUACUCUUUCCCGUUUUAUUCAUUUGAGCCAUGUCGGCUCAAAGCAAAAGUGGCUAUAUGCUCUAUCUAUGAAACCUGUAGCUUAUUUGGAUGAAACCAAUUGGAUAAAAGAAAGGUCGGGUCCCUCAGUAUUACCCAAUCCUUUUCAAUUCGACAAAAUCGUCGAAGAAGAAGAAAAAGAAGUAGCAAAUGUUAGAUUUUUGGAGAAGUAUAGUUUAGAUGGUGACGCAAAGAAGCCUCAUCAGGCUUCGUGUUGGUUUUGUUUAGCCAAUGAAAAGGAUUUACAUUUGAUUGUUGACGUUGGUCAGUAUUGUUUUUUGGCACUUGCAAAGGGAUACCUGUCCAAGUAUCACCUUCUCAUCGUUCCUAUCGAACAUGUGGGCUCGAGGUUUGAGUUGUCGACAGAAACUUGGAAGGAAGUACAGUUUUACUUAUCUUUGUUGGAGAAUUGGUGGAGUUCAAUGAAUUUACAAAUAUUUUGGUUUGAGAGAAGUAUGAAACCGCCAUCAGGAAACGAAGUGAAUCAUAUGCAGAUACAAGUUAUUGGAAUGCCUAUCAGAGAAAGCCUUUCUUUUGUAUCUAAUCUUUUGGAUAGAGAAUCUAAGAGACUAGGAGUUACCAUAUGGGAGCUGGGUUCAGAGACUGAGUUUGAAGAGAAAUAUCGUAGUGGAAAGAUGGACGAGUACAUCUUGUUCAAGUUACCGGAUGGUUGCUAUGCUUUACAUGUUGUUGAAAGUGAAAACAAAAGAAAGCGCAAGUAUGCUGGUACACAAUCUCCCUAUUUUGCCUUGUUUUCAUUCGGAAGAAAGAUUGCAGCAUUGGCGAUGAAUAUGCCUCAAAAGAUAGAUUGGAAAAAGUCAGUAAAUGACAUGAAGGAAGAAGAGCAAGUCACGAAUGAACUACGAGAGGAGUUUCUGUCUUGGAAACGCAAAAUGUUUAGCUGAUUUAUUAUAAGAAUUUUCAAUCAGUAGUCUCAGACAACGAUAUGGUUUCC